UUGUUUUUUUUAGUCAGAACUGUGCACAUGAAGAGGACGGCUGCUUCUGACCACGGCCACAGAAAGGACCCUUAACUCACAUCUCCUGCCAACAGCAGACCUAAUCAUUAGUCUACACUGGGGAUUAUAUUUCUUAGUGCUUAUCAAGAGAGACCUGGAGCUGAAGGAGUAGGGCUCCUGUUCUCACUGCUAUCUUCCCUCUUGGUCAUCCUUCUGCUUUGAGAUGAACAAGGUGAGGAACUUCAAGCGCCGUUUCUCUCUGUCAGUGCCCCGGACGGAGACCAUCGAGGAGUCGCUAACUGAGUUCACCGAACAAAUCAACCAGAUCAACAACCGCCACAAUGAGGACCUGGUCCCGGACACUCUGCGGCUGCGUGCCCUGCACCCAGACCACAGCCCCCUGCCCUGUGAAGAGAGCACCCAGUCCCCCACACAGCUGCGGUACCACAGCCGCCACCAGCACCGCCGAUUCUCCAUGGAGGAUGUCAGCAAGAGGAUGUCCCUGCCGGUGGACAUCCGUCUCCCACAGGACUUCCUGCAGAAGCUCCAGCUGGAAAGUCCUCCAGCUUCCAAGCCCCUGAGCCGAAUGUCACGACGAGCCUCAUUGUCUGACAUUGGCUUUGGGAAACUGGAGACCUAUGUGAAACUGGACAAGCUCGGGGAGGGGACCUAUGCCACAGUCUUCAAAGGCCGAAGCAAACUGACAGAGAACCUGGUGGCUCUGAAAGAGAUUAGACUAGAGCACGAGGAAGGCGCCCCUUGUACUGCUAUUCGUGAAGUAUCGCUGCUAAAGAACCUCAAACACGCCAACAUUGUGACUCUGCAUGACAUCAUUCACACUGAUCGCUCUCUCACCCUCGUUUUUGAGUAUCUGGACAGUGACCUGAAGCAGUACCUGGACAACUGUGGGAACAUCAUGAGCAUUUACAAUGUGAAAAUCUUCAUGUUCCAGCUCCUGCGAGGCCUGUCCUACUGCCACAAGAGGAAGAUCCUGCACCGGGACCUCAAACCCCAGAACCUGCUCAUUAACGACAAGGGCGAGCUCAAACUGGCCGACUUUGGCCUGGCCCGUGCCAAGUCGGUGCCCACGAAGACCUACUCCAACGAGGUGGUGACGCUGUGGUACCGGCCCCCAGACGUGCUGCUGGGCUCCACAGAGUAUUCCACGCAGAUCGACAUGUGGGGCGUGGGCUGUAUUCUGUACGAAAUGGUGACGGGAAGGCCCAUGUUUCCUGGAUCCACCGUCAAAGAGGAGCUUCACUUGAUCUUUCGGCUGUUAGGGACCCCUACAGAGGAGACCUGGCCCGGCAUCACUGCCAACGCAGAAUUCAAGUCCUACCACUUCCCCCAUUACAGGCCACAGCCCCUCAUCAACCAUGUGCCAAGGUUAGAUACAGAGGGAAUUGACUUCCUUGGGAGCCUUUUACUGUACGAGGCGAAAAGCCGAAUUUCAGCAGAAGACGCACUGAGACAUGUUUAUUUCAACAGCCUAGGAGAAAGGAUCCACUCAUUGCUGGACAAUGCCUCGGUGUUCUCUCUGCCUGAAGUGCAGCUACAGAAGGAUCCGGGAUACAGGGGAUCCGUCUUUCAGCAAGCAGCUCGUGGAAAGAAUCGCCGACAGAGUAUAUUCUAAACUCAUUACAAACGGGGUGCUGCAAGGGGUGGAGGGUGUCCUCCAUUCCAGAAGAUACAGGUCAUUUGGGAAAGAUGAGCGACUAUCGGUAACCCCCCGCUUUCCUGAGUGGGACCCCAUCAGGGGAGUGGGUUUGCAGUGGUUCAGAGGUGCAGACUGGAUUCCCCCCUAAGAAAUCAGACAAAACUCCUGUUGGUGCAGCAGCUGGGACCUCAUUACGUGCCUCGACAUCAUCUGGAAUGGAGACAGAUCAGACCCCAGCACAGGAAUAUGACUAUCAAGUCCACCUGCAAUCAAAGCAAAAACUCCUCGAUUUAGAACACAAUGUCCAAGCUCUGUCUUUUCUCAUCCCUGUUGUGCAGCAUCGAGGGAAGUUUGUCCCAGCCAGAAGCUUGCGUUUCUUUCCGCAAUGGCUGACCGUACAGAGUCCCAGGAUCGGCUGUGUACAAACAGCUCGAAUUUGUGUUUUGCUUUCAUUAGCUUUCCAUCUCAUUUUAUUAUCACAGCUCCUUCCAGGAAUCUCCAUCCCACGUAUCCUGUCUCUAAACAAGAUGCAAGCAUGCUUGUAUUCACCACUGUGUGAUGUGACAACAAGGGACAGUUGUCCAUUUUCACUUCUAGGUUACUUCUUCCAUUUCCAUUUAUAGGUGGGCAAGGAAUCUUGGCAGGCUGUGAGGAAUAUUUCUGAUAAAGCACUGCCACUGUAGCCUAUACCUCACAGUAACCCAAAGUCCUGAUUCUGGAACAACCUUGAAUACAGAGAGUUCUCUGGCUGUCAGAGUAAAGGGUGUAAAAAUAUGAUCAGAUUAUGGACAAAUGUCAAGGCCACCAUGCUCACGCCUUGCCACCAAGACAGUAUUAUUAGCCUAAUUUAAUUCAAUUUAAUGUUUACCAGAGUAUAUCACAUCAAUUGCACUGACAUUAAGAAUUUUAAAAAGAGAAGACCAUGUGGCCUAUUUAGUUUGUUUGGAAGUUAAGAGCUAAUUGAGCCAAGGAUCUCAUCCCGCCAUUUCUUAAAAGAAAUCAGGGUGUUGGCUUCAUAUAACACAUCUUAACAUAAGCAGGAUAUUGACUAUAUUACACCAAAUAUUACAAAGGUGAACUUCUGUGUCUUGUUUUUCUGGCCUGAACUACUUGUUUAGUUACUAGCAGAUUACUGAUCCAAGGAAUUUACCUAACUGUUUCUUAAAGGAUUCAAGGGAAUUUACGAAUUAAUAAUCAAAUAAUGCUUUAUAUUUGCAAAGCUAGCUAUUUUACUGGUGGUACAAAUUUUACAAGCUGCUGUAGUUCUUGGGUGAAGCACUGUACCUCUCUCACAGGUAGAACUGCUGUCUUUCCUGGCAUUUGAACACAUAACCUUCCAUUUAAUAUAAUAGCUUUAUCCAACACAGGGUCAGCCCAUGCCAGCAAGCAAAGGGUGCAAGGCAGAGUACACCCCAGACGGGAUGCCAGUCCAACACAGGGCACAUACACACACGUACACACUCGCACCAGGGCCAACUUCCCCAGAAGCCCAUUCGCCUACCAGUAUGUCUUUGGACUGUGGGAGGAAACCCACACAAACACAGGGAGAGCAUACAAGCUCCACGCAGACAGCACCUCAGAGCCCCUGUGUUGCGAGACACUAACGCUCACCACUGCCCCCACCAUCCUGACCUUUCCAGUUCCAACUCUAAAAUCCUCGCCACUGCACCACGCUGCACCCUACGUAUCUGGUUAGCUUGCUCCAGACCUCUGCUGCACUUUGUGUAAAAAGUGCAUCCCUUUUUCAGUCCGAAAUGCACAUCAUCUUCAUUUGCACUUUAGACCUUGUGAACGUAACCGUGCAUUUCCACUUGCAGACCUGCUGUCUGCAGGGACUCUUGUGCUUUUGGUUCCAUUGUGCUGCAAACCGCUUCUGCUUUUACAAAAACCGUAACUGCAACAUCCCUAGUGCAAUAUUUUUGGGUCCAUUCACUUGUACUCAAUUAAAGCAUGCAGUGAAGUUUUUACUACCCAGACAUAGUAAUAAUAUCAAUAACUUUCAUUAAGAUGGGAUUGGAUGACAAUGGGGCAUGGACAUUUUUAGAUACUAACACCCCCGUGGGAAAAUCUUCUGUGCUGUUUUAAUGUACCAAUAAAUUAAUGUUAAGCUAUAAAAUAAUAAUCAAGUAUAAUUUGGAAUAAAUUAUUUUAUUCUUGCAGCAUUUGAGCCAGUGAAUUUCUGUAUUUGUUUGUUGUGGGAAAGCAGAUCUGAGUAUUUUGAAGCUAUUUUGCAUACUGUACAUGUAACUAAAAGAAAGGAUAUGUAAUUUAAAAGUUUUUGUUUUAUGGAGACUUUUAUGAAAGAUAAUAAAAGAAACUGCCAUUUGUUUCAAACUUCUGUAGAUGAAUGUCUAAAUGUUUUAUAAAUACAAUAUAUUUAGAUUUUGUAUGAAACGUGAUAUUAAAUAUUUUGUGUGAUUUCCUUAUUCUAUAAAGUUGUACUGAAGCUGAAUGUAUUGUGACUACUUCAAAGCCAAAACUGAUAAGAAUAACAAAGGUUUCAAUAAAUUAUUAAACUAUGA
Molecule: messenger RNA, 4179 nt
Organism: Lepisosteus oculatus (spotted gar)
Lineage: Eukaryota; Metazoa; Chordata; Actinopteri; Semionotiformes; Lepisosteidae
Gene: cdk18
Product: cyclin dependent kinase 18
Biological process (GO): protein phosphorylation
Cellular component (GO): cytoplasm; nucleus
Molecular function (GO): ATP binding; cyclin-dependent protein serine/threonine kinase activity
Source: RefSeq, a predicted model, not a curated record